This is a messenger RNA of Bombus impatiens (common eastern bumble bee), 2648 nucleotides long. RefSeq names its product GRIP and coiled-coil domain-containing protein 1 (gene GCC88). Lineage: Eukaryota; Metazoa; Arthropoda; Insecta; Hymenoptera; Apidae. The record is from RefSeq and is a predicted model, not a curated record. The transcript is spliced from 9 exons. Gene Ontology annotation, cellular component: Golgi apparatus. The coding region runs from base 1 to 1950 and encodes 649 amino acids.
AUGGAGAACGAGGAAAAAAUGGAUAAAAAGUCAAUAAUUGUAGAAAAUGAAAAAGAUAAAUCUGACGCUCCUCAACAAACAAAAAAGGUGGAAAAUACAAAGAAUGUGCAGCCUCAAAAAUCUGAUACUACAAAUACUGGAAAUGAUGAAUUAAUUCAUUCGCGACAAUCGCGCGAAGUUCAAACGGAUAUUGCGUAUACAGAAACAGUAGGAAAAUUAAAAAAUCGGCUAGAUACGUUGAUGAAUUCUUUAGCUACUCUUUCGGCAGAAAAAUCUAAAAUGGAAGCAAGUUUUCAACAGGAUAAGAAGCAGUUGAGAAACGAACGAGACGAAUGUGAAAAAAUAAUCAAGGAUUUGAAAGAAAAAUUAAACAAAGUGCAAACUACGAAUUACUCUGAAAUCGAGCAUGUGAAAUGUAAAUUAAUUAUGGAACGUCACGAAAGGGAAAGAGAGCAAGCUGAUCAUGCAAAAAUGAUAAAAGAACUACAAAAAUUAUUACACGAUGAACGACGAAACAAAGAACAACUUGAAGCACAAGUAAAAAGUCAGUUUGCACAUAAGACACAAUGUAAAAUACUUGAAGCUGAAUUAGAAAUAGCUAGAAAUAAGCUGAAACAAGCAGAAGAAGCAGCUAAAGAAACACCCCCGAUUCUACUAUCACUCCAAUCUGAAAUGGCUCUAAUGAAGAAACAACAUUUAAAUGCGAUACAUGAAGAACAAAAAAGAGCUGCUGCUGCAGAACAGCAAGCUAGAGCAUUAGCAAUGACUCAUGAAGCAAGAGUAGCUGGUCUAGAAGCAAGACUAGCUGAACUUUCAGAAAUUGUUGGAGGAUAUGAUAGACUCAGACAGCAAGAUCAACAAGCCAUACAGAAACUGAAAGACCAACUAAUUAAUUUACAAGACUCUGAACAUGAGUAUAUUACAUUAAAUAAUGAACCUGAAGAGAUCAUUUCUAGAAUAAAAAACCUGUAUACCAAAUUGUUAGAUUUAGAUAAUAAAAAAAGCGAAUCAGCACAUGUUAAAUCAUUACUACAUUGCUUAGAUUUAUAUGAUAAACAACAAGUUAUUGAUUAUAAAGAAAAGUAUGAAACUUUGUUACAAGAAUUCGAAGAUUGUAAACAGCAAAUGAAGUAUAGUAAUGUUGGAAACAUAUCGUAUAAUAUUCAGAGUCAAAAUAUUGCAUCAUCUUAUGAUAAAAAUAGCAAAACGCAAUUACAUAUUUUGAAAGCACAUAAUAAUAAUCUAGAAGAACGAAUACGUGUUUUAAAUAACGAAAUUGUGAAUAAGGAAAGGGAAUUGAAAUUAAAAUUGGAGCAUCAGGAAAAGUUAUCUCAAGAAGAACAUGGAAAAUUGAGACAUUUGUUAUUACAAAAGGACAAUGAAUUUCGUAAUAAAAUAUCUACGUUAGAGCAACAAUUAUUACGUCAACGAGAACGAUCGAUGGCUCUCAUCGAAGAAAAGGAUAAAGAAAUUUUAACUUUAAAAACAUCUUUUCACGCAUUAUUACCCAAGAAGGAAAAUACUGCAGAAAGGAAGCUAAAUACAUCAAAAUGUGAAAGUGGAACAGAGCCUAUAACCGAUUUAGUAACUGGAUUAUUAACAAAUGACAGUCCUCCAAUAUUGCAUUACAGUCAAGAGUUAGCAAGAAAAGAGGUGCAAGUAUCAGCAUCUAGAAAAAAAGUUUUAGAGUUAGAAGCAACAUUACGGGAAAAACAAAGAGAAGUCAUAUAUAUAAAGGAGAAACAGAAAGAAAAUAUAAAAGCUUUGCAAGCUCAGAUUGCGAGGCUCGAAGCUUGCAAGUCUAGGGAAGGUGCAAAUCUUGAAUAUUUGAAAAAUGUUUUUAUAAAUUAUUUAACUACAAGCGAUGUUUCUAGUAAACGUCAUAUGCUAAACGCUAUUUCUACAGUAUUGCGUUUUACUGCCGAAGAAUUAAAUAAGGUAAAGCACUAAUUCAUAUUAUGGAAAUGUAUAAAAAAAUUAGUAGCUGAUCUAAUAUAUAUCAUAAAAUUUAUUUAUUUUGUUAUAUUUUCGGUACUAUCGCAAAUGAUAUUUGAGUACAUUAUACUAAUAAUGUGUUCAUAAAUAAAAGUUAAAUCUAUCAUCUGUAAUUAUUUAAGAAAGGGCAUUUCCGACUGAUUUCGGCGACCUUGAAAUAUGUUGUCGGAGACAUAAUCCUGAAUAGCUUUUCCCUAUAUAUGUUAUUGUCGCUCGGCCUUAGUUUCAGUGAUAUACGCAAAAGUAUUUUUAUCACUAUGUACUUUUAAGGGGGUAUUAUCCUAUGAAUUCUUUAAGUUGAAGAUUUAGUCCAACGCUGCAACUUUUUUUCGUAGUUUACUUUGUUACUUCUUCCUCAUACAUAAUCAUUUUGUAUACAGUUUUAAUUAAUUGCCUCUUGGUUUUAUCUUACUCACAAUAAAUGAGCAUUUAGAGGCCGUAUCUCACUGGCGUAGGUGAUUGGAACUUUAGAUAGACUAAAACAAAAAAAUCAAGAAGAUUCUUUAAUCAAUAGCCCUAUGUUUAACGUACGUACUGAAAUAAAUAAUUUAUGUCGAAAAUUGGCAAAAUGAUGAAUGCUUAAGUUGCAAAUUUCGAGGUUUCAUUCUUUCUUCGAUGAUUGUUAAAUAAAACAAGCAUAAUAAAUUCAAUGU